Lymnaea stagnalis (great pond snail) is the source of this 1315-nucleotide messenger RNA. The record is from the annotation of a GenBank genome assembly. Lineage: Eukaryota; Metazoa; Mollusca; Gastropoda; Lymnaeidae.
AUGGCGCGCUGUCGGGGAGAUUCGGAGAAACUGUCUAAAUGUCCACCGGUGGCGCUGCCGCGUCCGAACAGUAAACUCUGUCGUGAGAAAAAAAUAGACGAUGUCAACAGCGGAGACGGUAGAGAAAAACAGAAGCAGAAAACGACUUCUCUCCGACGCAUAGGGAUCAGAGUGUCAUCUCUCGAUGGAUCGAGGAAAAUGAUGGAAAGCAAAAAACCCGAGGUGACCAAACGCGAUGCCGGGCGCUGCCAUUCGGAUGUCGAGGUUUCCAAGUCGCAGAAAGACAAAAACGAAUGUAGAAAUCAGGUCGAUGAUUCCCUCCAACAAAGCCAGUGCCAGAAAGUCUGCGAAGCCCCGAACCUCGCCGCGAGACGGACGUCUGACUCGCACAGUUCGGGGCAAAGGCAUGAGGCGGUCGACGCGUCGAGCAGGGUGGGUGCUCCGGCUGAUUGGAGGCACCCUCGAAAUGUGUACAGUGAGCCUAAACCACCGGUGAAUUUAAAAGGCGUUGGACACCAAAAUCCCAUGGCGCUUGCCUACAAGAUGUCGAAAGAAGUUGUGCCCGAACCACAGCCUACGCUGGAGGUCAGGUACAACGCACCCACAAUGUGGACCAACACACAUUCUGAGACUGCGGCGCCACAGAAUGUUCUUAUAAAAAAAAAAUUGUUCAAGUUUGUUGUAAAGAAACCUACCCAGCCCGCCAAUUCAAAGCCGUCCAGGGUUGCCGACAUUGCCCCAAAAUGUUCAAUUCCCCCGGCUCAAAUAAAAGAUUCGUCCAUUGGCGCAUUUCAGAGGCCCGCGAUCGACAUACCAGCCAAAAAACUCAGUGUUUGCAGUGAUCACAAAUCAAAAUGCGACGAAUCCAAGUCGGACAUCAAGAAAAUACAGAACAGCCAAUUGUUGCAGCGUUCUCAACAAUACCCCCCUGUGCCAAAGACGCCGUCCCCACAACCAGAGAACACCGUCGAAAGAGAUGUCACCACCAACAAGGAUCCCACAAUCACCACGGACUCUACAAGCGGCAGAAGUGAUAACUCUACGAGUUCCACGCUGGAUAUACUUACACCCUCGCGGGAUAUACAUAAACCCUCGCGGGAUACGCACACACCCUCACUGGAUGUACAUACACCUUCGCGGGAUAUACAUACACCCUCGCGGGUGAUAAAUUCCUGCUUGGUUGAAAUAAAUCGAUCACUGGACACGGGAGACGCUAUUAAGCCGAGCUCGCACCCUGCUAUAAAGAACUCACCCCCUGAAGUGCGGAGCAAUCGUUUUCAAAAAGUUGUCAAUUCUGUAGAAGGCAAUCAAGUCC